This is a messenger RNA of Auanema sp. JU1783, 1074 nucleotides long. The record is from the annotation of a GenBank genome assembly. NCBI's taxonomy places the organism in Eukaryota, Metazoa, Nematoda, Chromadorea, Rhabditida, Rhabditidae.
AUGUUGCACCACAUGCCAUACGCAGGUGUCAAAACCCUCCUAUCAGUGUUUGCUUUUCUAGUGGCUUCCGGAGUUUUUCUCUUCUUGGAUGCUUCUUAUAAUCAUGGAUCAGUUAGUCAAGUUGAAUUACUUUACACUCGAGAAGAUCUCAAGAUUAUAAGAGAGAAGAAGCAAGAAAAAAUAGAAGGAGAUCGAAAUUUAGCUGAUUUAGAUGCUGUGCGCAAAGCUAACGUGCAUAUACUGCCUGAUCGCAUGAAGCCGAACACGACAGCCGAGGAGAUGUGUAAGAACGACAAUGAAACACUUUUUUGCAUGCCGGCUUUCCGAAGAUUUGAAGCUGAGUACAGGGUAGCAACUAAGUAUAAACUUACAACGUGCGUUAUUCAUAAGAGUAUGUCAACUGUAAUGACGGCGACAACUUGUUAUCUCCACAACGAGAAGCGUUUUAUUGAAGCUAAGAGAAAUAUUUAUACAGAAUGGAAACCAAAUAGAUUCUGUGCAAGGAAAAAUGAGCACAGUAGAUUCAACGCUAUGAAACGACGAUUCAGAAUUUCUGGAAAUUGGACUUAUAUGAUGGUGACAAGAGAUCCCAUAGAUCGUUUUCUGUCAGGCUUCGUAGAUAAAUGCAUCAGAAAACCUGAAUCAUGCCAUGGUUGCGGGAGUAACUUAACUUGUUUUGUUAUUAAUGAAUAUUCUCGAAUUCAUGAUCAAGUGGAGAAUAAUCACUUUUGGAGAAGUUUUGAAGACAGACAUUUCUUUCCUCAAAAUUGGCGUUGUGAUUUGGAUACACACUUUAAAGAUUACAAAUUCAUUCGAUACUCUUCGGACCCUACCGGGACACUCAUGACAGAUUUGUUUAAACUUCUAAAAAAAAAUAAAGUUCCCCAGGAGUCUCUUGAUUACAUAAAAAAGUCGCUGACGAGUGGGAGGACUGUGCAUAGUACAAUUCACUCUGAAGCCAGACGAUUCAUAGAACAGAGAUUACUAUCGAGUCCAUUCCUAUUAGAGUAUGUUGUCCGUAUGUUCUACCAUGAUUUUCGUCUUUUUGGUUACCCUCUACCAAGUGGAUUCUAA